Molecule: messenger RNA, 1772 nt
Organism: Prunus mume (Japanese apricot)
Lineage: Eukaryota; Viridiplantae; Streptophyta; Magnoliopsida; Rosales; Rosaceae
Product: protein EXORDIUM-like 4
Source: RefSeq, a predicted model, not a curated record
AAAGAAAAAAGAAAAAAAAAAGGAAAAGGAAAAAAUUUAAAUUUGAACAAAACAAAAAAGAAAUGAUAAAAGAACGGAUAUAGAGAAUCCUCCUCCUCAUCGUAUCAAGAAAAUAGAGUGAAAAGUAAGAAAAUGGCUGCCUCAUUGAUGGGAAGUGGCCAGCGCCUUGCCGCUCUGGCGCUCUGCCUUAUACUCCUCCUGGAUAUUACAAUGCCUAGUUUGGUUUUGGCCAAGGCCAAAGGAGGAGGACAUCAUCGUGGCGGAGGUGGACGUGCACAAAAAGGUGGUGGGCAUAAAGGAGGCGGUGGUGGACAUAAAGGUGGAAAAGGUAGUGGGCCUAAGGGAGGUAGUGGGCCUAAAGGAGGUGUUGGGCCAAAAGGAGGUAGUGGGCCUAAAGGAGGUGGUGGGCCAAAAGGAGGUGGUGUAGCUCCAAAUGUUCCUAAUCCUAAACCUAAUCCAAAUCCAGUUGGCGGUGGAAUUCCUAAACCUAAUCCUAAUCCUGUGAUUCAUCCUAAUCCUAAUCCUGUGAUUCCUCCUAAUCCUGUGAUUCCUCCUAACCCUAAUCCUAAUCCUAUUCCUGUGAUUCCUACUAAUCCUAUUCCAGCUGGUAGUGCACCUGUGGGUGGCGGCGUUCCUGUUCCUGAAGCUGGGAAAGGCAUCCUAUACCACGGAGGGCCUCUGCUCACCGGGGACCUCAAUCUCUCCAUCCUAUUUUACGGUCAGUUCACGGCCGAACAAAAGAACGUCGUCCGGAGUUUCCUGAGGUCCCUCGAGAACACCGAGAACGACCACAUAGCCGCCGUGCACAGGUGGUGGGACAUUGUCGAGGCCUACCAACUAUUCACCAAUAAGCCCGGCCUGGACCCCGCCGCUGCCCCACCAAGACUCCGGAUCAAAGUGGGCACUCAGCAGAGUGACGACAAGUACACAGUGGGGAAGGUGUUGACCAUUGACUUCAUCAACUCUCUGUUCAAGAAGGCCGACUCCGGGAAGCCCAACACUCUUGUCGUACUCUUCACGGGGAGCCAAGUGACGGUGCAAGGGCUGUGCAGAGGCAAAUGUUACGAGCACGGCUUGGUUGAUAACAAACCCUAUCUCAUCGUCGGCAACCCCGAAAUCGAGUGCCCCGGAGCUUGUGGCUGGCCCUUCAACAGGCUCGACUACGGCGUUUCAAACCAGGUCACCGUGAAGCCCCCCAACGGAAACGCCGGCAUUGAUGCCAUGCUCAUCAACUUCGCCUCCGGCUUGGCUGCUGCAGUCACCAACCCCUUCAAUACCGGAUUCUUCAAACCCGGACCCAAGGACGACCCCAUCGAGGCCGGCACCGCCUGCGAUAACAUCUUCGGAAGUGGCGCAGUCCCUGGCCAGACAGGAAAGGUUGAGCUGGACCCCGCUUCGGGUGGAUCCUACAAUGCCAUUGGAGAGAAGGGUACGAAGUUCAUGCUCCCCUCCGUGUGGAACCCACGCACCAACAACUGCUGGACCGCCCUGUAACUGUAAGUUAACCCAAAUGUACUCGUCAUAAAUAUAUAACAACAACUUAAAAUCAAAAUCAGUUUUCCAGUUUUACAGCAGCUCACCGGCCCCCGUGCAUUCAUGCAGCUGGAUUGAUGCGGAAAAUAAUCCUUAUAGCAAUGCUUCAUCCAUGUAAUUUUUUCCCUCUUUGUUUAUCUUUUUUGUCUCCAUUGACAUGACCCCUCGUCAUCCUGCUAUGCAUGACGUCAUGUCUUGUAAUUUUCAGACAAUGAAAUUAAGAUUUUGUAAUCUAAUUA